This is a messenger RNA of Penicillium macrosclerotiorum, 954 nucleotides long. RefSeq lists its product as uncharacterized. NCBI's taxonomy places the organism in Eukaryota, Fungi, Ascomycota, Eurotiomycetes, Eurotiales, Aspergillaceae. The coding region runs from base 1 to 954 and encodes 317 amino acids. The transcript is spliced from 3 exons. The record is from RefSeq and is a predicted model, not a curated record.
AUGUCGGAAAUGCCAAAGCGCUCACCGGGUCAUCUUCCAUCAAGCCAUUCUGCACCACUGUUCCAAAUUCUAUCCCAUAUAUUGGCAUCAGACUUAGGAAUCGUCACCUUCGCCCAGAUUGCGGAUGGGUGUCCUAUCCGAGGAGUUUACAAGGACUACUAUGUUUCAGUCCGACAGGUUUUUGAGGAUCGCUUGGAGCCAAGUGAAGAUGCCAUAGCUCUUGCAAAAGACCUGCGAGAUCACCUCUCCAUGGAUGAUAUUAUGAUUGAUAGUGACGCUUUGCAAGCAUACCAGAAUUCACCGAUAGGAUCUGAAAGAUUCAUUCUACGAUUCAUCGAGGUCGUCGCAAUCGCUAUUCAUCAUCUAGCGACUGCUUUAUCUCAAAAAGUCGAUGGAGGACUAAAUCAACCUAACCCGAUAGAAGCAAAUCGUCCCCCUGAUGUGAUCUUUGAAGAUGGAUCUCGAAUGGAGCUCAAGAUUAAAGCCCACAAGACAGCACUAUUUCACCCGGCAUAUGAAUUCUGGGAGCAGUAUCCCGAUGGAAUCGCUGAUAUUAUAGGUUACUGGGCUGAGUACCGGAUCUUUGGUGGAGUCGUACUCUUUGACCGUGGACAGUCUGAACUAGAGGCGCAGAAGAGCCAGUUUGCUCGUUUUGCCUUGGCUGCUCUCGAUAGCCAUAGUAGGGCUUCGGAAUGGAUGCGAUUGGAGGAUGAGAGGUGUACCAGGCAAAUCGAACCAAGUCAUGCAAUGUCAUUACAUAUCUAUCGUAACAAGUACGAGCGCAACAGUCCUCCCGGCAGGCCACAUCCCUAUAGUCUAGUCGCGCAUUCCCUCGGGCCCCUCCACCAACCCGACAAUUUGGCUCGGCUUGACGAGGCUUCCAGUCUUUCGGAUGCGAUGGAAGAAUCUUCAGAUGAUACCGAUGGGGAUCUUAUCUCAGACCAGAUAGAUUGA